AUGCAGAUAUACUGUUCAGCACCAAGGACAAGAAUAUGUCAACUCAUUCCCUGCUUUUCUCAGGUCUAAAGCAUUGCUAUUGUUGACUGAUUGACACACUUCUGAGGCCAGUCUUACCAAAAUUAUUUGUUUUCCAUACUAGGCCACACCAGUUUGAUUUCUUAGUCCUUACCUUGGAUUAAAAAGAUUAUGUAUCAAGGUCAACAUGAAAGUAGAGUCUGAGGGGAAGGUCUAUAAUUAAUGAUACACAAAGUUUCAGAGAGGAAAAAUAUUUGUAGAUGUAUUUAGAUUUUGUAUUUAGAUCAUAGUUUUCCUCUGUCAUUUGUUUUCAUCUUGGCUUUGCUUCAUAUUGUUUCACCUCAGAUGUCUGAAAACCAAGAGAUGCAUUGGUAUGGCCGAAUCUCAAUUUUUGCAGGAAUGUUUCAACAUAAGUUGUGUCGUGAGUUCCAUGCAGAUAUACAUACAGAUGUGUUUGAAAGAAAAAUUGGUUAGUGACCUGGACAUUAUACAAUUUGCACAGCAGCCAAAAAAUAAUAAUUGGUUUGUCCUCUGUUUAAAGGUGGGAAAACAGGUUUACUGUAUAAUUGUAAGUUACAACUCUGGUGGAAUAUUUCAUUUACUGGGUCAAAGGGGGCAAACUGUAAACCUUAGUUUUAAACCCAACUCCUUCCUUUGAAUGUCUCAGACACAUGUAUCAUUUCAUGAUUAAUUUCACACAUCUCAUAGAGCAAACUUGGUGGUGGUAAUUGUAACAUUUUGGUCAGUCCCUCAACCCCCAUUAUGUUAAUGGUAAGUCCUACACAGAGGUUAAGGAGCAAGUGUAGUUUGUUACAGGCAACGUGACUAGAAACUAGUUGCCCAUGUAAGCAGCAGUUGUGAUGCUGUUUGACUAUCAAGAUGUGCAAAAUAUGUAAAAAGAAUGCAAAAUGGAGCAUGUAUCUGUCGUGGACUCUGCAAGUAGUUUGCUGUCAACGACCCAUGAAACGAGCGCCAUUGUUGUGAAACUGUUGACCUUUUGAAACAUGACAACAACAGGGAGCUUGAGUAUGGAAGGCACAGAUGAAGUUGUCAUACUUAUAGCAGGGGGCAGGAAGUUUCCUGCCAACAAGGCCUCGCUCAUCGCCAGCAGUGACUACUUCAAGGCCAUGUUUUCCAGUGGAAUGAGGGAGACGUCACAGGAGGAGGUAAAUAUUCAUGGAGUGACGUCAUGUGGACUGGAAAAAGCCCUCCAAUUCAUAACCAAGACCAAACUGGACUUGUCUUUGGACACAAUACGGGAAAUUCUGUCCACUGCCUCCUACCUGCAGAUGACUGCUCUAUUACAACACUGUACCUGUCAUCUCAAGUCUAUCGUAGACAUAAAGAACUGUUUAACAGUGUAUGACCUUGGUCAGGAGUUUCACCUGGAUGAUGUGUGCAUCUGUGUUGAACCCGUCUUGAAACAGAGUUUUACCAACAUCUUAGGUUCAGAAGUUCUUGUCGACAUUCCCUUCAAGUUGUUGCUGUCCAUAUUGAGCAGUGAUGAAUUGCUGGUUGCUGAAAAGGAUGUGUUCAACGCGGCCUGCAAUUGGCUGUAUCAUGACCGCGAGGGUCGCAUGCACCAAUCAGAUGAUAUUCUACAAGCUGUCCGUUUUCCGCUGAUGACGGCAUCAAUGUUAGACAGAAUCAGAAGGUCUCCUGUAUCCCGUGACUACCCUAACUGUGUGGCCUUACUGACGGAGGCAUCAGACUAUCACGCAGAUGUCAACGGUCAGCCACUGCGGCAAAGUCCGCAGACGGUUCCCAGAGGAGCCACGUCACACGUCCUGGUAGCAGGAGGGUUAACCUGGGAACUAUCCCAUGAUGCCUACAGUAAUAUACUCUGCUAUAACAUAGAAGCAAAGAACACUUCAAGCUGGGAGGUGCUUACCAAUAUGCCAGGAGAUAUUGCACGCUCUGGACACUCCGUGGCAGUAGUUGGAAACUUCCUGUUCCUUGCUGGUGGGUUAGGUGGGCAGUCACUGGAAAUCUUGAACACCGCACAUCGUUACAACCCACGCACGAACCACUGGCUGGAACUGUCCAACAUGGAACAGUCACGGAUGCAGUUCUGCCUCAUCCCGCUAGGCAACAGCAUCUAUGCAGUGGGAGGACUCAACAUGCAAUGGAGAUUGGACAGUGUGGAGCGGUUCGACAUCCAGAAGAACAGUUGGAGUGACUGCAGCCGUCUGCGGCAGCCCUGCAGUGGCCACGCUGCGGCAGUCUGCAGCGGUCGCCUGUACGUGUGCGGGGGAGUCAGUUCUGCCGGGGGUGUGCACGACCUGGGCGCCUUCUUAUCACAGAUGGUGUGCUACGACCCUGAGGGAGACAGCUGGACACUGAAGUCACCGAUGGCCAUUGGGAGAGCUUUCCAUGCAAUGGCUAGUGUUAAUGGUGCUAUUUAUAUUGCAGGCGGAGGAAAUGCACUGCUCCGGGGGACCUUACUGGACGUGUCUGCCAUCGAAAAGUACGACCCAGCCACUGACCAAUGGAGCAUGGUCAACUCUAUGGCCACGCCCAGAUGUUACAUGGGCGUGGCGACCACACCCACCAAGAUUUUCCUCCUGGGUGGACAGAGUACGUGGGAGGGGCUAUCCCAGACUGUGGACAGGUAUAGACCCCAGGAAAACCAGCUGGGGGAAGCAGAGGACAUGCGGCUGCCAGAGCCGGUAUAUGAGGCUGAAUGCUGUGUCCUGGUACUUUCCUUGAUAAACAGAACGAGGGUGAAGUUUGGUAAAACACAAAGAUUAUGAAAACACGGUCCAUUUUGGAACCCUAAAUGGUUGAUCAGAUGGUACUGAAAUACUAGAAAUGUUGAUUAGAGGUAUAACCUUGAAUGGGAACUAAAAUUCACUACUUUGUGCAAUCCAGAAGUGGCAUUGUUAAACAUUGCACACUGUAUGUCAUAUUUCCCGGAUAUAAGACUCUGGGUGCCGUGGACAGGUUUCAGUAUGACAGAUAAUGCACCUACAGUUAAUUGGCAUUUAAGUAUACCAAAAAUAUGAUGCUGGGUAUCUUUAUUUCAAUCUAUACCAAUUCAACAUGUAGUCAUCAUGUCCAAGAACUUGUCUAACAUUGUGCGUUAAGUACAUUGUCAUAUGAAUGAUAUUAGUUAUGUUUUUUAAGUUAAGUUAAGUUUGUCAGGAUAAUGCAACUAUUGAAUUUUUACAACGUAUAUAAUAUUGAAUUGUUAUUUCAGGCACUAUAAUAUAAAACCUUAAUAUAUGAUUUACAUGUAACAUUACUGAUUUCUGCUUCAUUAGCCCUUACAAUUUAUGCUGGAUUGUAUUGAAGUCAUAAAAUAUCGCGUUUAUUUCUUAGCUAGUAUCUAAUGCUGAAACGUUGCACUGACUAGUUGGUAAAGUACCAAAUCGCAGUUUUCCAGCAAAUUGGUAAUCUACAAGAAAAAUUGGUUACCGGUUACCAGUUAUGUGAUAAAAUUAUAACAAUAUAUAAAUAUUUAGGCAUACCUUGUGGCUAUGUGCCCACAAUGCAAGUAUUUGUCUACUGAAAAUAUAUCACCACAAUAAAAUUCCAAUGAACAAAGUUGAUAUUAAAAUAACUUAAAUCAACUAGUAUUCACCUAUGGCUAUAGAAUAAAACAAUGUUUGGAAUUUUCUACGUUUGUCAACCUCCAAUUUGCUAAUCUUCAGGAAAAGUCAUUACACUUGUUUUGUU
Messenger RNA from Branchiostoma belcheri (Belcher's lancelet), 3696 nucleotides. RefSeq names its product kelch-like protein 32. NCBI's taxonomy places the organism in Eukaryota, Metazoa, Chordata, Leptocardii, Amphioxiformes, Branchiostomatidae. The transcript has 6 exons. Bases 1023 to 2771 code for a protein of 582 amino acids. The record is from RefSeq and is a predicted model, not a curated record. Gene Ontology annotation, molecular function: protein binding.